GUCCCUUCUGCUUCUCCCCCCUGCUCCCCCUGCUCCCCCCCCCCGGCUCCUGUUUUUCAUUUGUCUUGCAUGUCUGGGUAUUCAGACACUGCUGGCUUGGCCUCGGCUGUGCGCAGGACCCCGCGUCUGCAGCCGCACCAGCAGUCACAGCAGCAGCCGACGUGGGGAAACAUCGACGCCUUGUCUUCAACAUCGGCAGGGAAGCAGCACAGCCACGCUGCGACCACCGCCACGACCGCCACGUCCCACGACAGCAACAACCACAGCAGCAACGACGACAACAACGACGACACGACGCCGUUCCUGGUGGAGAAGGCGCACCUCGGCGGCUGCUGGCGGAAGGCCAACUGCGCCAAGCACCGCAAGGCCCUGCUCGCCAAGAACUGCUUCCGGCCGACCCUGUUUGCCGUCGCCGCGCUGAGCAUCUUGAGCAUCCUCGUGUUCCCGGUGCCAGACCGCUUUGACCACCAGGAGCUCACCUUCUCGUGCCCGCGCACCUCGCACAUUGACAUUGAGCACGACGCCGCAUUACGCUCGGCCAAUGCUUCUUCGCUGCUGCUGCUGUCGGAGUUGAGCAGUCUGGUGAUGCCUGCGACAGCGACGGCACUUCCGACCCCGUCUGUGUCCGUGGAUGCAUCGUCCAGACUAGCAACGGCGAAAGUGUCGAAAAAGUCGCCCCGGGGGCAUCUGCACGACGACGACGGCGACGACGACGACGACGAGGACGACGAUGAAGGCGAAUGGCGGGGCGGAAGCUCCCGUCGACGCCUGUACCAUGUCUUGGGCGAAUGGGUCUCGUCGCUGUUUGAGUCGACAGAGGACACGUCGGGUGGCAGCAGCGCAGCCGACGCGUCGCCCUCGAGUCCGCCUCGCCCGUCGAGCUGUUCGGCCUGCCAGCCGGAAGCCACCGUUCCGCCCGCGGCCAUCUUGCCGCCGUGGGUCGGGCUCCUGAGCCAGCAACCUGUGACCUUUGACGAGUACAGACACGCCCUGGCGAAUCUUGAACUCGUGCGCUUUAACGUGACGGCGGAAAACCAGGAGGCCGUCAGCAAGUACUUUAACGACACGCUCCAGGACUUGCGCAUUCCACCAGGCUCGGUCGUGACGGCCAUUCCCCAUGCGCGCUACCGCACCUGCGGAAGCCAGGCAUUUGUUCCGGCGCUCGGCCUGAGACCCGAGGACCUCGGCCACUGCCCGACGCGCUUUGUGUUGCACGGCCAGGAGACGCCGCCAAUCUACAUUUACUCGGCCGGACACUUGCGGACCAUCUCCGCCACGUCGCCCUACCAGCAAGCAUAUCUCUCCAAGGCCGGCGUCCCGUAUGUGCUCUUCAUGCACACUUGGAGCCAGCCAAAGCACAACGACAAGACGUGGCACACCAAAAACAACCCGCGUCCGGACGACGAGCUCGAUCCAGAAGAGCAAGGCGGCUUGAAUGCCUCCGACUGGCAUGGCAUCCACAAGCUCGCCAAGCUGCACCGCCCGUACCUGCAAAACGCCUUCAUCAUGAUGGAAGAUUACCUGGAAGUUCGCGAUCAGAGCAGGCGGCUGCGCUUCCCCAACAUCCCAAACCACUAUCAAGACGGCGUCAAUGCAGAUCUGGUUGCCGUGCAACACUACACGUACUUUAUGGUCCACAGCCUCGCCAAGGCGACCAUUCUGGCCACGACCGGGCUCGAAAUGCACCCGGCUGCCACGAUUGUUCGCCUGCGCCCGGACAUUACCAUGCAAGAAGUGCAGCUGGGCUGCUUCCAGCGUGCCUUGCUUCAAGAUCCGCUCGUGUUCUACGGCUCCUGCAACGACCCAGGCAAGGCGUGGCGGUCAAAGAAAGUGUCUGACAUUUACUUUGUCACGUCGCGGCUUGUCAUGGACAAGCUCACCACCUUUGACGCCGUCCGCUAUCUCGAGGACCACUCUGAUGACUUUGGCUAUCCCGAAGAAAUCCUCCGAGAGCUUCUCGACAUGCUUGGUGUGAAGCUUGUGUGGUGGCGCGAGGCCGACUUUUUCCUCUGGCGCAACAAGCACGAGUCGGACAAGCGUCCGUAUCGCUGCGAGCGGUUCUAACUCUCGCAGGGCCCUCUUCAACUAGUUAACGAUUGAUGUUUUUGUUAAGACAAACUCCCCUCCUCUUCUCUCUCCCCUUGUUGACCUGUUUAUUGUACAAAUGUAUCUUUUGAUUGCUGA
Molecule: messenger RNA, 2184 nt
Organism: Capsaspora owczarzaki ATCC 30864
Lineage: Eukaryota; Filasterea; Ministeriida; Capsasporidae
Exons: 1
Coding region: 70-2064 (664 amino acids)
Source: RefSeq, a predicted model, not a curated record